Strongylocentrotus purpuratus (purple sea urchin) is the source of this 1882-nucleotide messenger RNA. RefSeq lists its product as uncharacterized. The transcript has a single exon. Lineage: Eukaryota; Metazoa; Echinodermata; Echinoidea; Camarodonta; Strongylocentrotidae. The record is from RefSeq and is a predicted model, not a curated record. The coding region runs from base 306 to 1811 and encodes 501 amino acids.
AAGAUUUGAAUAGUGACCCUCCUGUGGGAGGUCGACUGAGGCUUUUCUACCAUAAAUGGCGUGAUAUUACAUCAGAUCCCUUUAUCUUAGAGGCGGUCAGAGGUUACAAAAUUGAAUUCAAUCAGGUUACACAAACCCUGCAGGGGACUAAACCUUUUAUCCUUCAUAAAAGGAAUAAAUCAGAAACCGAGAUCAUUAGUAAGGAAAUAGCUAAACUUCUCGAUAAAGAAGUGAUUGAACCAUGUGCCCGACAGCAGGGUGAUUUCUUAUCUAACGUUUUCACUGUACCAAAGAAAAAUGGUAGUAUGCGUUUGAUCCUCGAUCUUUCAAGAUUGAAUCUGAAUCUUAUGACCCAACAUUUCAAAAUGGAUAGCAUACAUACAGCAACUUAUUUGCUGACCCAGAAUUGUUAUUUAGCCUCAGUCGAUCUACAGGAUGCUUACUAUUCGGUCCCAAUCAGCAAGAACUCCAGGAAAUUCUUGAGAUUCAUAUGGCAAGACAAAUGCUGGCAAUUUAAAGCUUUACCUAAUGGUUUGAGCACGGCACCAAGGCUAUUCACUAAGAUUUUGAAACCAGUGUUUGCCCAUUUACGACAAUUGGGACAUACAGUUAUUGGUUAUCUGGAUGAUACAUUAAUUGUGGGUGAAUCUAAGAGACAGGUAGAAUUGGCAGUUCGUAAUACUACAGAAAUUCUCAGUGAAUUGGGGUUCAAAGUUCAUCCUGAUAAAUCAGUGCUGGAGCCUCAGCAAGAGCUCCGAUUUCUCGGGUUCAUUCUGAAUACUAGUAAUAUGACAAUUGGCCUACCAGAGGAGAAGAUCCAAGACAUAUCUGGGAUCUGUCGGGACUUAUUACACAUGAAAUCCCCGUCUAUCAGACAUGUAGCUCGAGUCAUAGGGAAACUCGUAGCCACUUUUCCAGCGGUUCAAUUUGGUCCCUUGUUUUACCGCAGUCUAGAGAAAGACAAAACAGUAGCCCUGAAGGUAAACAAGGGACACUUUGAUAGACAUAUGAACCUCUCUGACGAAUCAAAACUUGAACUGUUAUGGUGGACCAAAUUAUCUAGUAGGGCCCCAUCACCCAUUAGAAGAGAAAGUCCUACCCUUGAAAUCCGUACGGAUGCGAGCGGAGCUGGAUGGGGGGCAACCAACAUGCAAGUUGAAACAGGGGGUAGAUGGAAUGAGAGUGAAUUGGUCAGAGCAAAGAACAACGAAAUAAACUAUCUGGAAACUUUGGCAGUAGGAUUAGGUUUGAAGUCGUUCUGCUCUGACUUACGUGAUGCCCACGUGCUUGUCAGAUCAGACAACGUUACAGCUGUCACUUACUUGAAUUGUAUGGGCGGCUCCAAAUCACUUGCCUGUAACAAAGUAGCACACGAGAUAUGGGAAUGGUGCAUUGACAGAGACAUUUGGAUUAGUGUAGCCCACUUACCAGGCCGAGAAAAUACAGAAGCUGAUCGAAAGUCACGCAAAUUUAAUGACAGAACCGAAUGGAUGCUUAAUAGAGAAGAUUUCCAUAAGGUAGUUUCCUUUUUUGGACUGCCUGAGAUUGACCUGUUUGCAUCUAGAUUAAAUGCACAGUUGAGUAGGUAUGUCUCUUGGCUACCAGACCCUAACGCAGAAUCAGUGGAUGCUUUCUCACUGAACUGGCGAGAAUUCAAUUUCUAUGCAUUUCCCCCCUUCUGCCUCAUACCCAAAUGCCUCCAAAAGAUUAGAAUGGAUAAGGCACAAGGACUGCUGGUUGUCCCAAAUUGGCCAACUCAAGCAUGGUUCCCUUGCAUUAAGGCGAUGAUGAAAGGGGAACACUACUAUUAAAGAGAAAGGUCAGCCUUCUCACUCAACCUGUUUCUAAUGUACCGCACCCCUUACAUGAACGUCUUGAUCUU